AUGUAUGGGAUAGAAGCCUGCACGAUAUUCUUAUUUAUAAUCAACUAUGUGACUGGGUUGGGCGAAAUAAUAUAUGCCGUUAAUGCUGGAGGACCGGCACAUACCGAUAUUUAUGGUAUUCACUAUGAGAAGGAUCCAUUACAAGGAAGAAUUGGUACUGCUUCGGACUAUGGCAAGCAGUUUGUCAUGAUCGGCAGAGUGAAUUCUAAAGAUGAAAUAUUAUAUCAAACGGAACGUUAUCAUCAUAGCACGUUCGGGUACGAUAUUCCAGCAAAUAAAGAUGGUGACUAUGUCUUAGUGCUUAAAUUCAGUGAAGUCUACUUCAAUGCUCCAAAUAUGAAAGUCUUUGAUGUUGUGUUAAAUGGGGACCAUACCAUCGUAGCUGACUUAGAUAUUUUUGAUAAAGUUGGCCGAGGUGUUGCACAUGAUGAGUAUAUUCCAUACUCAAUAAAUAAUGGUAAACUUUAUUACAAUGAUGAAGAAUCUGACAUAAGAGGAGGUAAAAUCAAAGUUGAAUUUAUUAAAGGAUACAGGGAUAAUCCUAAAAUUAAUGCCUUAUAUGUUAUGAGGGGAAGCAUAGAGGAAGUUCCCAAGUUACCACCAAUAGUGUGGCCUGAAACCGAGGCUGAAGAACCACGGGAAGCGCAAGAGGAGAAGGUCACUAAGUCAAAAAGAGCAAGUGGCCCUAAACAACCAGACCCAUAUUCAAUAGAUGAUAGUUCAGUAAUGGUGCCUCUAUUCAUUACAAUUGGUGCUUUUCUACCACUAUUAUUUUGUCUAUGCAAACUUUAA
Molecule: messenger RNA, 792 nt
Organism: Pieris macdunnoughi
Lineage: Eukaryota; Metazoa; Arthropoda; Insecta; Lepidoptera; Pieridae
Source: the annotation of a GenBank genome assembly